This is a messenger RNA of Exophiala viscosa, 2300 nucleotides long. RefSeq names its product phytoene synthase. The record is from RefSeq and is a predicted model, not a curated record. Gene Ontology annotation, molecular function: geranylgeranyl diphosphate synthase activity; intramolecular lyase activity. The coding region runs from base 320 to 2119 and encodes 599 amino acids. NCBI's taxonomy places the organism in Eukaryota, Fungi, Ascomycota, Eurotiomycetes, Chaetothyriales, Herpotrichiellaceae. Gene Ontology annotation, biological process: biosynthetic process. The transcript has 5 exons.
CCCAGCCUCGUCGGAUCUCAAUUAAUCAAUUCCUUGUGGCUUGAUCUGUUGAGAUCUUCAGCGCGUCAUUGACUCUGGGAAGCAUCGGAUAAUUCCUUACCUACACUCAACCAUCCUUUCUUUCCAUGGCAUAUUUUCCCUGCAAGCACUUUUCCCUGCAAGCACACGGCAACGUUCUUUUGCGUCUUCGCGGUCUCGUAGCUCUUGGAUCGUUCGUUUCACAUUACUAUGGCCCCUAGCACAUGCAUUUGUUGAUUCGUCUGUCUGUGAAUGCAACGGGAUAUCUUGACGGAAAAAGAUUCCCAACCUUGUUGACCUGAUGUACGACUAUGCGCUUGUCCAUGUCGUCUUCACCAUCCCUUGGGCAAUAGCCUUAUCUAUAAUAUUGGGUCCUUUGUUGACUCGACGGGAUGUAUACAAGAUCUGCUUCUUGCAGUUGAUUGCCGUCUCAUACACUAUCCCAUGGGACUCCUACCUAAUCAGGACCAAAGUUUGGUCAUACCCGCCAGAUGUCAUUAUAGGGCCGACUCUUCUCGACAUCCCUGCAGAAGAAGUUUUCUUCUUCGUGAUUCAGACAUACAUUACCACUUGUUUGCAAAUCCUGCUUAGUAAAUCAGUGGUCACGGCAACAUACCUACAUAAUGAGGCCGACCCUCAAGAUGCGGUUGGCAGAUCGCUUCGACCUUGGAAGUAUGCGGGCCAAGUCAUUUUCACCUUAUGUUCUGUGGUGCCGCUAUUCUUUGGAGGUGGCCAUGCUCAAGGAACAUAUAUGAGGCUUAUCAUUGCCUGGGCUUCGCCUGUGCUGCUGAUGCUGUGGAUAUUCGCAUACCAGCUGCUUCUUACGUUACCGUGGACCACAACACUGUUACCAAUUGCUGCGCCAACACUCUAUCUCUGGAUUGUCGACACGAUCGCUCUACAUCGGGGUACAUGGAGCAUCGAGUUGGGAACCAAACUCGGAAUCCAUGUAUGGCCGCAUCUUGAGAUUGAAGAGGCCGUGUUCUUUCUCAUUACCAACAUGCUGAUUGUGUGGGGAUCAACGGCCUUCGACAACGCCAUGGCAAUUCUCGACGCCUUCCCAGCACACUUUCCCGUUGUCCCAGGGAUGCCUUCGCCAAUACUGCUUCUUAAAGGUUUGUUCAUGUCGACUGCCAAGUAUGACAGUGCGCGCUUAGCCGGCCUAAACACUGCAUUAACAGUACUUGCAAAGAAGAGUCGGUCAUUCUAUCUCGCAUCUGGUGUCUUUUCAGGCCGCUUGAGGAUCGAUCUCAUUCUGCUCUACGCUUUCUGCAGAGUGGCAGAUGAUCUUAUCGACGAUGCGCCAUCCGCGAAAGAAGCUGAUAUGUGGGUGAAGCACUUUUCCCAUUUUCUAGACACGGUCUUCUCUUCCAAGUGCGAUCGAGAAAACGUCGACCAGGCUCUAGCCCCAUUUCCGGCAGAAGCACGUUCGAUCCUCGUGCUGCUACCAUCAGAUAAACUGAAGUCAGCGCCUCUUUACUCGCUCUUGGACGGCUUCCGGAUAGAUCAACGAUUCUUCAGCGAAGGUUCGAACGAAAAUCCACCUAUCAAGACGUUUGCCGAUCUCGAGCGAUAUGCAUCGUGCGUAGCGGCCACGAUUGGAGAGUUGUGCCUUUGUCUUAUCUAUCAACACGAUCCCGACCAGGCUGCGAGCGCAGACACAAAACGAAAAUGUCUCACGGCUGGCGCAGAAAUGGGACGAGCAUUACAGUACAUCAACAUCGUGCGCGAUGUCAACACAGACGCAAGAGUCGGAAGAUGCUACAUCCCGAAAGAAUGGUUUCACCAGUCGGCCCUCUCUUCACCAGAGGCCGAGGAGAAGGAGAUCCUGCGCCAUCGCAAAAGAAUACUCGAGAUCUCAUUCAAGAUGUAUGCCGAAAAUAGGGAUGCUAUCGAGGAUCUUCCCCUGUACGCCCGCAGCGGCAUUCGUGUCGCAGUGGAAAGCUACAUGGAGAUAGGGAGAGUCAUGCGGGAGCGCAUGCAACAAGGCAAAGCUCUGGACUUUGUUGGUGGUGGUAAGAGUGGCCGGGCAAGCGUGCCCAAGAGCAGGAGAAUCUGGGUAGGAUGGAAGACGAUGGCGGGAUGGAGAGGAUCAGCCUGAUGCACUUAUUGAUAGAUAGACUACCCUUAUUGGUGUUCCUGAAGUAUUGUCGGCAGGGAACGGCAGGGCACCCCUUUUAGCCGAUCGAUCCCCUCACAGCCUGCCGUCGUCAUGCGGGGGAGGUUGAUCACUUGUGAUCUCAAAAGCCGGCGAGAAAGGAUUUCUUGCUCACAAAAAGUGA